Messenger RNA from Arctia plantaginis, 213 nucleotides. Lineage: Eukaryota; Metazoa; Arthropoda; Insecta; Lepidoptera; Erebidae. The record is from the annotation of a GenBank genome assembly.
AUGAAACGCGAUCGCGGCGUGUCGUGGCGAAGCGGAGUGGUAGAGGCGCGCGGAGUGAACCUUGCUUGCAGUGGGGGCGGGCCGAGUGCUCUCGGCUCUCUCAUUGGCCAUAGAAAAUACCGCCCACCACCGAUACUAAAGUCCCUCCCGUUUUGCUUCGCUAGCCACCUCGCCUCCUUCGUUUCGCUCAGUCGCGCCCGCUGCGUCGCGUGA